AUGCUCUUCCGAGUCUUCUGGCCCAGCCCGGCCGAUCAGACUGGAGUGUUGGUUGGAUGGUGGCUCACAGAAGAGGGCUAUGUAGUGAAGGAUGCGGGAAAGGCCCCGCCUCCACGCGCAGCCUUCGUGGCUUGCAUCCGGCCCUCCCUCUCGGAAGCCGAGUCUCAGCUUGCAAUGCUAAAAAAGGCCAAGGCCGUUUCGGGACGCGCCGAGAUGUCCUGCCUCGCGAUCCUCGGAGAUUCCCAGGCUGGAGCUGAAGCCGAGCAUCUUGGCACGCAUGGGAGGCCCUGCCUCCGCAGUCAUUGCGAAAAGAAUGGGACCCUACGUGUUUCUGUGUCUGGGGCAAAGAUCCCCGAGCCAACCUCGGUCCAAAUCGUCGUGUAUCAUCUUCCCACACGGCGAGGAGUCUUGACUGAAGCAGUCCUCGGCGUGCGCCCUAAGUGGCUUGACGCCGUGGCUUCCUCUUCUGUGCCAACCCAGCUAGAAGCUGUACUGCCUUUGCUCGAUCUCGCGCAUGAAGUGUCAGAAACCACCGAAGCUUUUCAGUCUCUCUCGGCGGAACGGCCCGGCGCUGGCAUGAUCCGCUGGGUGCUAUCCUGCGCUUGUGCUGUUUGCAGCAGCUUCAGUGGACUUCUUCUUGGCUGCUUCAGCUGGCGAUUGGACCGGAGUGCUCUGAUUAGCCAGCUUCAAAUUCGGCUGCAGCUUCAGUCGCAAUGGCUGGCUUGCCAAAGUUCGUCGUCUGACGGAGCCCGUGCACGUCUUGUGCUGACUGCCUUGGUCUUCUCCUCGCUGGUCGAUGGUUUUCUGGGUGCCUUGGUCGUCAGCGGCUUCUCAUGGUUCGGUGGCGACAUGCUGGCGCCUGCAAGGCUUCAUCAGUGGGCCUACGAGGUAAAGCUAGUGAGCCUGGUGACCUGGCUCAUGGGCGCGCCUGCAGAUUUCAAGCUGAACCGACAGCUGACCUCAUUCGCGGGACACCUCUUCCUCUCCAUGUUCUCUUUGUGGGGCCGCUGGGUAUUACAGCUGCUGUUGGCCGCUUCUGGUGCUAUCCGGAUGCUGUGGGCGCUCCACUACGUCCGGUCUUUCGACUCUGUUCUGAUCAUUUUUGGGUUCUCUCUGGGCUUGUCAGGCCUGGUGGCUUGCGUCAUGGAUUUGAUCGCCAUAGCCUCGCUACCCCUCUUCGUGGCUUACCUGGGAACCUGCUUGUGCUGGAAGAUGGCCACACGCUCUCUCUACACGUUGAGCUUGCUGUUUCAGGGUUGGAAGCACAAUAUCCUUCGAUCUCGGAUUGACCACCACAACUUCGACUUGGAUCAGUUGCUCAUCGGAGUCAUCCUGCUGUCAAUUGUGGUUUUCCUCUUGCCUUCGCUCUUCAUGUUCUACAGCUGCUUUACAUGCUCCUGGCUCUUGGUGCUGCUUGCCCACUACAGCCUCGGCCUGCUGGUAUCCCUCUGUAACCAUCAGCCGUCUUGCCUCGUCGCCCUGGAACCCAGGGCCCGGCGCCUCAUGCUCCAAGUGCUCGAGCUGGAGGCCGAACCAAGACCUUCCCAGAGCACGCUGUCCCUGACCCUGCUAGAGCCGGUCGGUGCCGAAGGCCCAGCGGCUGGCCUUUCGAGGGCUCUCAAAGGGGCCUUUCUGCUGAGCCCCAUCAGCCUCAAGACCUGGCUGAGCUCGGUGCUUUUCGGCGAACCCCUGCCUCUGUGCCGCCUCUCCCACCCGAGUCCGCUCUGUGAGUCAGAGCCGGCACGACUAGCAGAGGUGCUGAGAUUCAUCUGGAAAAGGCAGCGCAUGUCUCGGGGCUCGCAGCCGUUCCAGCCGAGGCCGCGAAAGGCGACGGUCUGUCAGCAGAGGUCGAUUCAAGCGUGGUGUUCGCACGUUGGACUGAGAGUGAAGAUAGCCGAUGGGCAGCUGGACUUCAUUGAACGCGGCAUGCAGGCGGCCCCGGCGGCUUCCAGGAUCCGCGCGACGCCCCUCAUCCGCGCUGCCGAGCCAAAGAAGCCGGCACCGCGAGCGCAAGACCAGGAGCGAAGUGGUUCCCUCUCUGCGGUGCCCAAAGCACUGGCACUGCUUGCGGCCUUUCCUGGUCGAGGGAGGUCACUGGCGCUUCGUGCAGAGGAAAAGGUCCGUGAUACCGACGAUGCCGUGGCCGAAGCCCGUUGGCAGCUGGACCGGCGCUUCGUCGGCAUUGCCCUGCCGGCCUUCGCGCAGCUUCUGACAGAGCCCUUGGCGACUGUUGUUGACACUGCAUGCUGCGGACGUUUGGGUGUGGCCGCAUUGGGAGGAAUGGGUGUCGCCGUCUCCGCCCAGUACUCCCUGACGAAGACCUUCAAUGACCCACUGCUGCGGGUGACUGUGUCUCUGGUGGCGACCACGCCCCCCGAGGAUCGGCGAGAGGCAGUGUCUGCAGUGGUCUUGUUGGCGCUUCUCCUGGGCUUCGUGCAGGUGGCAACAUUUGGAGUGGCCACAGGCAUUGCCAUCCAGGGCAUGGGCGUGGAUCCAACCUCGUCGAUGUUCGGGCCAGCGGUGGCCUACCUACGCUUCAGGGCGCUGGGUGCACCCUUCGGCUCAAUGCUGCUGGCUCUCACGGGCAUCUGCCGCGGUUUGGGCGAUGCCAGGACGCCAAUGGUAGCCUCCGCGCUGGCCACUGCUGUGAACGUGUUCCUGGACCCACUGCUGAUAUUCGCCCUCGGCUGGGGCUGUGCCGGUGCGGCCGUGGCCACGGUUGCUGCGCAGUUUGCCGGCGUCAUUUGCAUCGCCUGGAAGCUGCGGGCCCUCUUCAGCGGGUCAAGGGCUCCGCGAUGGGCCAGCAUCUCGGCGGCACUCCGGCGCUUCGUCACCACCGCGGGCGUGAUGAUCGUGAGGAAUUGGGGCAAAGUCUUCUGCUUCACUUUCCUCGCCAGGCAUGCCGCGCAGCAAGGAGCCAUCGUAAGUGCUGCCUACAGCCUCACCUUUCAGCUCGGCUUUGCCACCUCUCAGGUAGCAGAGUCGCUGGCGACGUCGACACAGGUUCUGCUGGCCCAGGCUUUGCGCGAUGACGGCUCCUUCGCGCCCCUGUCUACUUCGAGAUCUGCUCGGCAGGUGGUUCUGCGGGGCUUGCAGGCGGGCCUGAUGCUGAGUGCCGCCCUGGGCCUUGUGACCUUCGUGGCGAAGGACAACGUCCUGCGCUUCCUCACCAGCUCUGGCCAGGUCCAGGCUUUGGCCGGCGCGGUGAUGCCGUGGGUGCUGGUGGCGCAGGCCGUGAAAGCCAUGGCCUAUCCGACCAAUGGUGCUCUCAUGGGAGCCCUGGAUUGGCUCUGCUCCGCGUACAUCCUCUGGAUCGCCAGCUUCCUGGGGCAAGCGCUCUGCAGGUUCAGUGGAGGCUCGGAUCCUCGUGGUGCUCUGGUGAGUCUAUGGUUGGGACUCAUUGGGUUCUUCGGCACGCAGCUUGUUCUCGGCCUGCUCCGGAUUUUCUCGGCACGAGGCCGCUGGAAAGUUCUCAGUCUGAAGAAUUGA
Messenger RNA from Symbiodinium sp. CCMP2456, 3489 nucleotides. The record is from the annotation of a GenBank genome assembly. Lineage: Eukaryota; Dinophyceae; Suessiales; Symbiodiniaceae.